AUGAUGGAUCGAAUGGGUUGUGCAGCAGACACGAGCAAGAGCAUAAAGCUGGAGAGGUACAACAGCUACAUAAGGAGAGUCAACAGCACCAAGCUCCUUAACGCCUCCUCCAAGCUCCUCUUCCGGGCCACCCUCCUCGUCGCACUCAUCCUCGUCUUCAUAUUCACCUUCAACUACCCUCCCCUCGCCGACACCACCCACCGCCAUCUCCACGCCCACUCCCACUUCCUCUCCUCCGCAUUCGGCGCCUGGGAGAAGCAGGUCCGCCAUUCCUCCACCCCCCGACGCCCCAAUGGCCUCACCGUCCUCGUCACCGGCGCCGCUGGCUUCGUCGGCACCCACUGCUCCCUCGCCCUGAAAAAGCGCGGCGAUGGCGUCCUGGGCCUUGACAAUUUCAACUCCUACUACGACCCCUCCCUGAAGCGCGCCCGCCAAGCAAUGCUGAGCAAGCACCAGGUCUUCAUCGUGGAAGGCGACCUCAACGACAAGCCCUUGCUGGAGAAGCUCUUCGACGUGGUGGCCUUCACCCACAUCCUCCACCUGGCCGCCCAGGCCGGCGUCCGCUACGCCAUGCAGAACCCCCAAUCCUACGUCACCGCCAACAUUGCGGGCUUCGUCAACCUUCUCGAAGUUGCCAAAUCCGCCAACCCCCAACCCUCCAUCGUGUGGGCUUCCUCCAGCUCCGUUUACGGCCUCAACACCGAGAACCCCUUUUCGGAACUCCACCGGACGGACCAACCGGCCAGCCUCUACGCCGCGACGAAGAAAGCCGGGGAGGAAAUCGCGCACACCUACAACCACAUUUACGGUCUCUCCCUGACCGGACUCCGGUUCUUCACCGUGUACGGGCCGUGGGGGAGACCCGACAUGGCUUACUUUUUCUUCACGAAGGACAUCCUCCAGGGGAAGAGCAUCGACGUGUACGAGACGCAGGAUGGGAAGCAGGUGGCGCGUGACUUCACGUACAUCGACGACAUCGUGAAGGGUUGCCUCGGGGCUCUGGACACGGCGGAGAAGAGCACCGGGAGCGGGGGGAAGAAGCGUGGGCCAGCCCAGUUGAGGGUUUACAAUCUGGGCAACACCUCUCCCGUCCCCGUGGGGAGGUUGGUCUCCAUUCUGGAAGGGUUGCUGAACACGAAGGCCAAAAAGCACGUCAUCAAGAUGCCCUCAAACGGUGACGUUCCCUACACCCACGCGAAUGUGAGCUUGGCCUUCAGAGAUUUCGCUUACAAACCCACCACCGAUCUCCCCACCGGUCUCAGGAAGUUCGUCAAGUGGUAUGUCGGUUAUUACGGCCUCCAACAAAGGGUCAAAAGGGAAACUCGUCUUGACAAUUGA
Messenger RNA from Sphenostylis stenocarpa, 1338 nucleotides. The record is from the annotation of a GenBank genome assembly. NCBI's taxonomy places the organism in Eukaryota, Viridiplantae, Streptophyta, Magnoliopsida, Fabales, Fabaceae.